AUGGCUGACCCAGCACAACAACUGACCCUAGCGGUCCACCACCACGGCACUACACACCCCAUCACUCUCCCCGCAGAAGCCACCCUCCAAGACCUCUCAGCAACCCUCGCCUCAACCUUUCACAUCCCAAUCGAGAACCAGAAACUCCUCAUCGCGCCUAAACCAGGCAUGCAAAAGGCACCCUUCCCACCAACUCCGCUAUCCGAAACCAUCCCGCUCUCCUCCCCAAAACUCAAGAUCACCCUCCUCGGCACGCCCACGCGGGAAAUCACCACCCUAAACACCCAAGGCGCAGAAACCCGACACCGCGACGAAAAGCGCGCUGCUGCUCAGGCCGAGGCACGCGCACACCUCUCUUCAUCUUCCUCAAGACGCACAGGCGCAUCAAUCCACACCUUAUCCUCCUCUAGCAGCAACUACACCUUCCACCGCCUCGAACCCCUCCCUCACCUCCCCAACCCCUCACGCAGCCUAACCUUCCUCCAACGCCUGCGCGACGACCCAGGCAUCCGCGCCGCAAUGGCGAAUCACCAGUUCUCGGUCCCGCUGUUAACGGAGAUGGAUCCGGCCGAGCACACGACGUCCGAGUCACGCACGCUCGGGCUGAACCGGAAUAAGGGCGAGGUGAUUGAGCUGAGGCUCCGCACGGAUGCAUACGAUGGGUACCGCGAUUACAGGACGAUUAGGAACACGCUGUGUCAUGAGCUGGCGCAUUGUGUGUUCUCGGAGCAUGAUCGGGAUUUCUGGGAUUUGACGGGGAGGAUUGAGAAGGAGGUUGAGAGGGGGGAUUGGAAGCAUGGUGGGCAGAGUGUUGGGGGUGCGGGUGGUGCGGAGUUUUAUAACCCGGGGGAUUGGGAGGUUGAGAGGGAGGGGGGCCAUGUGCAUGAUGAACGGGGGUGGGUGGGGAGUUCGCAGGUUUUGGGAGGACGGAGUACUGGUAGCAGUGCUGGUGGGGGAGCGAUGAGGGAGGCUAUGGCGAGGGCGGCGGAGGAGAGGGCUAGGAAGGCGAGGGAGGAGAGGGGCGGUCCGUCUUCUUGA
Aspergillus puulaauensis is the source of this 1038-nucleotide messenger RNA. RefSeq names its product putative zinc metalloproteinase. The record is from RefSeq and is a predicted model, not a curated record. The coding region runs from base 1 to 1038 and encodes 345 amino acids. The transcript has a single exon. Gene Ontology annotation, molecular function: proteasome binding. Lineage: Eukaryota; Fungi; Ascomycota; Eurotiomycetes; Eurotiales; Aspergillaceae.